This is a messenger RNA of Kluyveromyces marxianus DMKU3-1042, 3090 nucleotides long. RefSeq names its product Met18p (gene MET18). The coding region runs from base 1 to 3090 and encodes 1029 amino acids. Gene Ontology annotation, biological process: iron-sulfur cluster assembly. NCBI's taxonomy places the organism in Eukaryota, Fungi, Ascomycota, Saccharomycetes, Saccharomycetales, Saccharomycetaceae. Gene Ontology annotation, cellular component: cytosolic [4Fe-4S] assembly targeting complex. The record is from RefSeq and is a predicted model, not a curated record. The transcript has a single exon.
AUGUCAGGACAUUAUUCAGAAGACGAUUUGAAAGCUGAAAUUGUGAGUUUCAUGGCCAACAUAAAGGUCAAUACUUCCAAAGCAGAUAAAUUAGCCAAGAAAAUUGCCAACCAAGUAACGAAUGAGAAUGUGGAGUUGCUUAGAAUAGUACUAUUGUUACGUGACUAUUUGACUUCGGAGGAUAAUACCAUUAGACAGAAUGCGCUCUGCUGCUUGUCUUCUAUUUUAGCAGCCGUAUCACCUUCCGUAUUAAAGAACAACGAUGUAACAGUAAUAUUUGAUUUCUAUCAAAGCAAAAUGGAAGACUCUGGAUGCAUGAAAGAGACUUUGCAGGGUAUCAAUUCAUUAGUAUUGAUGGAAUGCUUCUACAGUAGUCAUGUUAGAAAGUUACUCGAUAUACUAGCAAAUGAUUAUCAACCUACAAACUUUCUAGCAGCAACUAGAUACUUUGGGUUUAAUAUAAUGGAUAAUAUAUUAGCGAAAUUUAAGGCCCAAAUGUUAGAGAACGAUGAAUUGAAUGACAAAUUUAUUGAAACUUUUAUUCGUGUUGCCACCGGUGAGAAAGACCCUCGAAAUCUAUUGAUAUCAUUUCGUUUGAAUAAAGAGAUCACUACCGGUUUGAAUAACAUUGAUAAAUUCAAAGAGGAAUUAUUUGAUAUUCUAUUUUGUUAUUUUCCCAUAAUGUUCAGGCCGCCAAGUAACGACCCUUAUAAAAUAACUAAUGGCGAUUUAAAGCUAGCUCUAAGAAAUGCUAUAAGCGCCACUGAAAAGUUUGAAGAAGAUGCCUUUGGUAACCUUCUUGAUAAACUAACUGCGUCAUCACCUAGCGUCAAAAACGAUACAAUAAUGACCAUCAAAGCCUGUUUGGACAAUUUCAGUGGAACUUCUUCCCUAAAGCAUUGGCUUCCUAUAUGGGAUGCUUUGAAAUUUGAAAUAAUGAAUGGAACAGACCCAGAACCAUCUCUACUAGAUGUAGGAGGGGCUAUUGAGAAUUCUUCUUCUAAACAAGAAGAGUCUUUCAAUAACUAUGCCUCAUCCUUGUCCGUUAUUACAUCAUUAUCAUUGAAACUUAUUUUGUUAGAUGAGCAUGCAUUCGAUAAAUUCUUCAUGCAUAUCUUUGACGAGAUCAUACCAAAUUUUAAGCAAAACAAAGAUCUAAAGCAAUGUUGCGAUCUUCUUGCUUCUAUCUCCAAAGUAAAUUUGCUGACAUUCAAUAAAGUUAUUAAAAAAAUAUUCCCCGUAUUAUUCAUGGAGAAAGAUUUAGACGUCACCAAACAAAAACUCCUUCUAUUAAACUUGGCACCAUUCUUCGAUGCGUAUAUUUCUGUUUCUACCCUGGUGGGUGAGGAAGUCUCGCAAUUCUCGGUUAAAAAUGAAUUACGUGUCUAUAAAGAUGACGUUGUUAUGCUUUUGAGUAAAUGUCUAACAGGAACUUCAAAAAGUGAAGUAACUUUGAGAACAUUAUCAAUUGUUCACUUUACUACUCUUGUUAAAAUGGAUGGAUUCUUAGAUGCUGAAGAAAUUGCUAUGGUUGUUCAAUAUUUUACUGAAACUAUAUUGACAGAUGAUAACAAGAAUAUUUACUGUGCCUGUCUAGAAGGGUUAAAAUUUAUUGGUUCUAUCAAUGAUGCGGUUGUGUAUGAUGUGUCUUUGAAAUAUAUGUUGGAUCUACUUCCUAUUGACGAGGAUUCAAAACAUCUUACAGUAAUUGGUACUGAGACUGUUCCCCCCGAAAGAAUUCUAAAGGUAAUCCUUGAUUUUACAACUUCGAGACACCAUUUGGUAAAAGAGAGUAUAGUUGCUCUCUCUAUAAAACUAAAGAAUAUCGUUAAAAAUCCAACUAAUUCUAAUUACUGCUUUCUGGUGCUAUCAUGUUUGGAUUCCCUUUUGCAGAAUAAUGUUGAAAAUUUUGAAGAAGGGACCGGAUCAUAUCUAAAAGCGGCCAUUGAGAAAAUUAUAAUAGAUUGUGCACUAGAUAAAGACGUGAUAUAUCUCGAUGAUCACUCUUUGACUCUAUCUGCACAUAUUUUAUUUUAUUUGAACUUGAAAGCGGAUAUCCAUACUCACCAGGAUAUAUUAAACUUUUAUUAUGAGCGCUUUGUUGAACACGAAAAAAUUUUUGAAUCACCAAAAAGAUCCAUAGUAGUUUAUUCUAGGGUGUUGUCUGCAUUGGAUAAAUCAUUAUUGCCUUCUUCAGUUAAUGCUAUAUUCAGGAAAACCAUCAAUCUUUUGGAAAGUGAUGAGAAUAUGUCUGCACUUGAAUCCUUGGGAUACUUAGAAUUUUUAGCUUUACUAUCAAACAAAUGGCUUACCGAAAAAUUCAUUGACGAUACCCUUGACCUUCAAAAUAUAUCCAUGAAAAACUUGCAAAUUAUAUUUUGGGUUAAUAAAGGAUUAGUAAUGAAAAACUCUGCGUCCGCAAUUGCGUUAACAGAUUAUUUAUUUGGCCUUUUAGGGAACGAACAAAUCGGUAACAAGGUUGCUCAACUUUUCGAAAUUCUAGUUUUAGAUCUUCCAAUAUUUGAAAAAUUCAAGAAAGUAUCAUGGAAUAACAAUGUCAGAUUGUUAUACAAGCAGAAAUUUUUCAAUCAUAUUGCAACAAAGAUGGUAGAAUCUUUCAAAGCAGCCAAAGUAAUGACAAUUAAAUCGAACUAUUUGACUGGCCUUUCUUUAGUGUUGAAGAACACGCCAUCUACAAUUACGAUAUCCUAUAUCAAAGAUUUGUUGCCACUUCUCCUACAAGCUCUACAACUUGAAAAUGGAGAAGUAAGACUUUCCUCCUUGCAGACCCUAAACGAUACCGUCGAAAAAAACCCACAAUUGAUUACUGAGCAUGUUCAUACAUUAGUUCCGUUACUGCUCGGCUUGAUAUCACCAUCCAAGUAUAAUAAUGCUAGUGUCAGAUUGCUGUCACUUGAAGUAUUGCAGAAAUUCCCAGAAAAUGUUCCUCUAAAUUAUUUAAUUCCUUUAAAAAGCGAUAUUAUAAUGAAGCUACAGAUUGGAUUGGAUGACAAGAAGCGCAAAGUUCGUAAACAAUGUAUUGAUACAAAGCAGACCUAUAUAGAGUUGGGACAGGUUCCUUUUGAAUGA